Xenia sp. Carnegie-2017 is the source of this 1047-nucleotide messenger RNA. Its product is annotated as serine/threonine-protein kinase/endoribonuclease IRE1-like. Gene Ontology annotation, cellular component: IRE1-TRAF2-ASK1 complex. Gene Ontology annotation, biological process: protein phosphorylation; intrinsic apoptotic signaling pathway in response to endoplasmic reticulum stress; IRE1-mediated unfolded protein response. NCBI's taxonomy places the organism in Eukaryota, Metazoa, Cnidaria, Anthozoa, Malacalcyonacea, Xeniidae. Gene Ontology annotation, molecular function: RNA endonuclease activity; protein serine/threonine kinase activity; ATP binding. The transcript is spliced from 3 exons. The coding region runs from base 1 to 540 and encodes 179 amino acids. The record is from RefSeq and is a predicted model, not a curated record.
AUGCGAAGAAUCAUUGGAGACGGCCCAAAUCCUAUUCUUCAUCGAGAUUUGAAGCCUUCCAAUAUUUUCCGAGAUUCACAAGGUAAGUUUCUAAUAGCUGAUUUUGGGAUUAGUCGACUAUUAAAGAAUGGUUUGAGGACAUAUGAAAGCAGGGCUAACAGGGGAACUGAGUAUUGGAUUGCACCUGAAUCAUAUUGUGAAGAUGAAGAUUCAGUUGAUAAAGGACGUUACAAGAAAGAGUCUGAUGUAAUGAAUGCUGGAAUGGUGGCUUAUUAUGUUGCCACGAAAGGUAAACAUCGUUUUCGAACUAAACGGCAUAUACUGGACAAUAUGUUGAAUGGAAACCCUGCUGGCUUAGAUCAAAUCAAGGAUGAAGCAUUGAAAGACCUUUUGUUCUGGAUGUUAAAUCUACGAUCUGAAGAGAGACCAUCUGCUAACGAAUCGUUGAAACACCCAUUUCUUAUGUCGGAUGACGAGAAGUUUGACUUUUUAUGUAAAGUUGGAAACCAACAGCCAAUAAAGACGAGCGAGACCGAGUAAAGUGUAGUCAAACAAUUAAAUGGCAAGUAUUCAAAUUGGAAAAGUUUCAUGGACAUUGAUGUAUAUGAUUAUUUAAGAACAGACGAGGUAAAUGGAAAAAUAUAUAAUUAUGGUCCUUCAUUGACAGAAUGCUUGAGACUUAUUCGAAAUAUAGGCCAACAUUGGUAUGAUCGACCACGGCCAAGACCACAAACAUUUUAUAAGAUUGGUGAUCACAAGGCAUUUUUUAUCAAGAAAUUCCCCAAUCUCCCUGUUUGGGUGCAUGCUGCUGUGAGGUCAAAUGGAGAAUUUAAAAACAAUACAGAACUCAAGAACUUCUUUAAUGAAAGCGAACCACGUGAAUAAACAGUUUAAAGAGAAAAGAACCUGUUUGAAGGAAAGGCAAUGAUAAGUAUUUGUAUGAAUGUACAUUAAAAACUUUUUUAUUUCCCAGUUCCAUACGUUGUAUAUAGUUGUUCGGUAUUUGUAUAGUGCUCAGUUUUUUAAUGAAAGUUUCAGUGGGUUGUA